This is a messenger RNA of Mizuhopecten yessoensis (Yesso scallop), 3105 nucleotides long. Its product is annotated as myeloid-derived growth factor homolog. The record is from RefSeq and is a predicted model, not a curated record. The transcript has 5 exons. The coding region runs from base 39 to 536 and encodes 165 amino acids. Lineage: Eukaryota; Metazoa; Mollusca; Bivalvia; Pectinida; Pectinidae.
UAUACCACGUUGAGGUUGACAUUCUGUUCGGAAGAAGCAUGAAGUGCCUAAUAUGUUUACUUAUCAUUGUUUCAUCAGUAUUUUGCGAUGAUGGUGAACUUAUGGCCUCACGACAGUUCAACAUCAAACCCGAUCCCUCAGUGAAAUCGACAGAAAUCGUAUGGAAUGACAUCAAGUGCACAUUUGCCUACCAGGCCAUGGGAGGAACCAAUGAGGACUGGGAGAUAGGAAUUCUUCAACCUGCUAAACAGACUGAACACCAAGUCACCUGCAUGGUGAACAGAGCGGGUGGAAGGACAACUUACUUAAAUUUCCAGAGCUUCUCCUUCAAGAUUGAAGGUGCAACGUAUGCCAUGGCACAACCAUUUGACUCUAAAAACGAACCCCUCCCGCAUACCGAGUUUGUUGAACUUCCGAAGAAAAAUAUGGUUAAACAAAGCAAGAAGUUUGAGAAUUCUAUUGGAAGAGUUAUAUUGUGGGCGAAAAUGGAACAAGAAGAGGAGCUGGGGAAAAUGGAACAAAAAGAGGAUUUGUAAUGAUUAGCUACAGCAACUGAUAACAUCACAGCGCAGCUAUAUACAUGACUACACAGCUUACCUGCCUACAUCUGUGUCGUGUGUUUCCCUACAACCAUCCACCUGAGCUUGUCGCUUCAGGGGAUGUGGUGUUAGAUGAGAGCGUUGUGGUAUUAGAUUAAAAUGAUGUGGUGUUAGGCAAGAGCAUUGUGGUAUAAGGCAAGAUCGAUGUGGUGUUAGGUGAGAGUGUUUUGGAAUUUAGUGAGAGUUAUUGAUGUAGGUAAGGUGAAAGUGAUGUGGUGUUAGGUGAGAGUGUUGUGGUAUUUAGUGAAAGUGAUUGAUGAAGGUAAGGAGAGAGUGAUAUGUGGCGUUAGGUGGGAGCGAUGUGGUGUUAGGUGGGAGUGAUGUAGUGUUAGGUGGGAGUGAUGUGGUGUUAGGUGGGAGCGAUGUGGUGUUAGGUGGGAGUGAUGUAGUGUUAGGUGGGAGUGAUGUGGUGUUAGGUGGGAGCGAUGUGGUGUUAGGUGGGAGUGAUGUAGUGUUAGGUGGGAGUGAUGUGGUGUUAGGUGGGAGCGAUGUGGUGUUAGGUGGGAGUGAUGUAGUGUUAGGUGCAAGUCAUAUAUAUGGUUGCACAUGGUUGUUUCAGUUUUAACAAUUUUAUCACAAAUAUUCUGCUUUACAAAUCAUUUUAUCAUUUAAAGUCAUGAUUUUUUCUAUGGAAUACAGAUAAAACACCAUGACAAAUUCUAACGAUAGUGUCACAAUUACUCCCAAUCAAAUAAUGGGAGGCAUACAGCUUCUGUUGGUUCUCCUUCUAAUGACAUCUUUUUGGGACUGUAAAUUUAAAAGCAUUUUAGAUGUGUUGUUAAAACGUCGGCAUCACCUACAAAAAAGGUGUACACUCCACAAUUAUUGUUUAAUUUAACUUUUAAAGCAACAAAAUUAUCUUGCAAAAUUGGUUAUUUUGUCAUCCACAAAAAUACAUGUACAGUACAUAUAUACCGUAAAGCCAGCCUUUAAUGAAUUAAUUUUCUAACAAUUAUCCUUACAUCAUGGUGGACCAUAUUAGAUUAGCUUACGUCAAUAUCAUCGGGAUGGAAAUAAGCAUCUUCACAGAUUAACAAGAACUUGAUAGUCACUCAGAUGAAUCAAAAGUCAUAGCUUUAUGUAAAAUACGAGUAACAUUUAUCACUUGUCAUGUAUUCUUAGCACGAUGUAUGUAAGGACAAUUUGUUUUUCUGACGAUGUGCUUACUGUACAUGAAAAUGAUGAAAUUUGGUAUUAUAUGUUCCAAGUAAACAAGAGAUUUUAUUAUUCCUAUAUGAUCAUGUUACCCAGUUACAGUGUGUCUGAUUGGUUAGACAAAUCACAUGACCGGGAGACAAAACAGAAAGGCUCUUUCAUGCGACCCAUUUUUCCCCAAGGAGUAAUCUUCAUGGAUUAUAUCAAAAUUUAAUCUGAUUGUUAAAUUUGAUGCUAGCUUUAUUGUGUUAUAUGUAAAUACUACAAAGCCACUAUGGGAAUUUGAAAUCAUAACUUUAAAGUGUUUAUAUUGCCAUGGUUGGGAUAUAUUACGAUUGGCUGCACCCUUGGAAGACACAAGUUAUCUCAGGGAAGCAAAUUUUCAUGUCUCCCUCACAACAAUGAAAUGAAAAAAAGUAUAUUUAAAAACUGGAAAUCUUAAACUGUAAACCAGUUUUUUUAAACAAAAUGAUCAUAUUUUCAGUUCACAGGAAGUUUCAUGGCGUUACAUGUAUAUUUAUAUAUAAUAUAUGUAAAAAGCCCUGGUAAGGAUUGUCACAAAUGCUUCUCAUUGAAUUUGCCUUUUUGCAGAAAUAUAGAGAGUGAAAAAUGUAACUAUGCAAAAAUAUGAAGCUUUAAAUACUGUUAAAAGUUGUGAAGUAAUGAAAAAAAAAAGAUUUUUAUGUAUCUUUUGUAUGUCAGCUCUAAAUUCACAAUUGACUCACCUCAGUAUAUAAUAAAUGGAUAUCUCUCAAAAUGAAAAAAUAAUCUCAAAGUAAAAUAGAAAUGUAUUUGUGUGAAUGGUUGAAAAUAGAUUUGUAGUUUAGAAUCGGUGUCAUAUUUUUUCUACAAUCAAGGUUAAUUUCUUUAUGUGAAGAACAUGAUGGAUAUUAAAAUAAGAUAUGUAUUUUUAUAUAAAAUAGAAAAUCCACAUUAAUACACACAUCCAAUUCAAGAGCUGCCCGAGAAGUGUAGGGGCAAAGGAAAUCUGAGAUAGAUUUUGGGUGCUUUUCAAAACAUUCUGCUUUCUAAAAAAUAACUUCUCUUAGGUAUAAAGUACUAUCAUUAACAUGAUUAUAUUAUUUCAAUCUGGAAUAUUUGGUUGUGUCGCCGUUCUUUAUGGACUAAAAUUAACCAAAGUUUGAAAACUUUUGAAGACUUUUGUUUGUUCCUAGUUCUCACAAAAAGAGGGUUCUUGUCAGUGUUGGAAGUUGACUUCCAUAAACCAGAACACACAUAUAGUAUCUAGGGUACCAGCCAUAUAGAAACUCCAAGGGUGUCUGUUGGGUGAUAGUGUAUAUGGGAUUGGGGAAAAUUGUUAUUUAUUGAACAAAUAAAAAUGAUAAGUCUU